CAGAGCUGGGCAUGGCCCAUGGGAUCGAGUGGCCAGAACUACACAACGUGAUUUUAGUUAGUUAGUUUGAAAUUUUCAGGAGUGAUAACUUGUGGCUGCAGCUAUGGGUAGAUCUAGAGUCUCCGGAUCCCUUCUGUUCGCCCUACUGGUUGGGUGCGUCUCCCUGAAACAGGCAACGGCAGUUGUGGAAGCAGACGAAGUGAAGAGUUUCCCUGGGUAUGGCGCACCCCCUACGAAGCAUUAUAGUGGGUACAUCACAAUUAAAGAAAGUACACACCGACGAUUGCAUUAUUUGUAUGUGGAGAGUGUUCAUCCCAAGACUGAUCCACUGGUGGUAUGGUUGCAAGGAGGACCUGGAUGCAGUUCCCUGAUGGGGUAUUUCACAGAGAACGGCCCCCUGUAUGUACACCCAGAUGGCAAAACCCUUUACCAGAAUCCAAACUCCUGGAAUUUAGUUGCAAACAUGCUGUAUAUCGAAGCUCCAGCGGGAGUUGGCUUCAGCUCUUCUGACUCCAAGAUGGAUUACGCAACGAACGAUAGUCGGACGGCCGAUGACAAUCUGAAAUUUCUGCUGGGUUUCUUUGAAGCAUAUCCAGAGUUGAGAAGUCGUGAUUUCUACAUUAGUGGGGAAUCAUAUGCUGGCAUCUACAUUCCAACGCUAUCGUACGACAUCCUAAAGCACAACGAGCAGGCUUCGGCUCAGGAGAAAAUCAACCUGCAGGGCAUACUGGUCGGCAAUGGCUGCAUUGGCGCCAAGGUCGGCGUUUGUGGACCAGAGCACGCGCUGGGUUACGCUGUGCCCUUCCUCUAUGCCCACGGUCUUAUUAGCAUGAAGGCAUGGAACGUCAUCAGGGAGAAGUGUGGUGCAUCAAAGAUCAUAAACACCACCGCAUGUGGCCAAGCCGUACAGAGUGCAAUGGCAACGACCGGUCCCGUGAACUCGCUAGAUAUCUACGGUAAUUGCUCGGAUGCCACUCGCCGAUCUGCGGAGCCACGUUUCUGGGUCGGAUCACGGGAACGACUGGGUGCAGAAGUUCACGAAUGCAUUGGCGGUUUGAACGUUGAAGCCUAUCUGCGAACUCCAGAGGUUAUGGACGCCUUGCAUGUGACCGAGCCGAAGUUUGCAGGCCCCUGGUCCAUGUGCAGCCCCUUCAUCGAGAUGAUGUAUACUCGCUCGGUUGCGUCACUACUUGACACUGUCUAUCCGGCGCUGAUCUCGCACUACCGUGUUCUUAUUUUCAAUGGUGAUGCCGACGCAGUCGUGCCAUACACCGAUAAUGAACAGUGGACCAGCGGCAUGGGGUACAAGGAGGUGGCACCCUUCCAGGCAUGGUUGGUGGACGGUCAGGUCGCUGGCUACAUUACCAGGUACGAGAAUGACUUCUCUUUCGCCACUGUAAAGGGAGCUGGCCACAUGGUGCCCCAGUUCAAGCCAAAGGCAGCACUGGCAUUGCUCACAAACUUCUUGUCCAACAAAUGAUGAAAUAGUCCACGCAUUUUACUAGAGGAAUUGUAAUUUAAUUAUUAUUCCCGUAGCUAUGCAGAAGACGUUACUUCAGUAACGUCUGGCGCUAGCCAGGGUCCACACAGCUUUAAUUUGGUGUUUGUUUGUGUGUUUGUUUGUUUGUGUCACGCCUGGCGCUAUCCGUAUCUGACGGCAAAAAAGCAUAGGAUGUUAUAAAUUUUUCAAUUCUCCUUUUUUUCAGGCAUAUCCUGGGAUUCGAACCCGCACUAUCGCCCUACAUGCAUUCCCCCAUACACUUCGCAUUCAUACCCAUUCUUCCAAGUUGCGUUACGUUAUUAUCUUGCUUUUGAAAGCCCUAUUUGAAUAUUGCGGGAAGCUGUAUGUGGCCAGCUGUGUUUGAUGGUACGGUACGGUACGGGAGACGGUGUCGUAUUACCCUCGAUCGUACCUGUCCCGUACCUAUCCCCUACCGUACCGUGCCAUCAAAGACGGCUGGCCACAAUGCAUAUAACUCAAAUAGGGCUUUCAAAUGCAAGAUCACAAUGUGAAACAACUUGGAAGAAUUAGUAUGUAUGCGAAGUGCAUCGGGGGAUGAAUGCAGGGCGCGCGAUAGUGCGGGUUCGAAUCCCAGGUUAUGUCUAAAUAAAAGGAAUUUUUGAAAGAAUUUAUAACAUCCCUAUGCUUUUUUUUUGUCUAGGUCAUCAAGGCAAAAAAGCAUAGCGUAGGGCCCUGAGCUUCCAAGCUCUCUCGUUUCAUGAAGUCACUGGUCUGUCUUUCUCCUCUAAGGAUUUAUGAGCAUCCAAUGCACAUUGAAUAUAUUCAUCUACUUUUAGUUUGGCUAUGAUGCAUAUUAGCUGUGCCAUCAACAAGGGAGAGCACAGAGAGACCGAAAUGGUUGACAAAAUCAUA
Molecule: messenger RNA, 2374 nt
Organism: Sycon ciliatum
Lineage: Eukaryota; Metazoa; Porifera; Calcarea; Leucosolenida; Sycettidae
Exons: 1
Coding region: 104-1480 (458 amino acids)
Biological process (GO): proteolysis
Molecular function (GO): serine-type carboxypeptidase activity
Source: RefSeq, a predicted model, not a curated record